Molecule: messenger RNA, 1362 nt
Organism: Cutaneotrichosporon cavernicola
Lineage: Eukaryota; Fungi; Basidiomycota; Tremellomycetes; Trichosporonales; Trichosporonaceae
Exons: 5
Coding region: 1-1362 (453 amino acids)
Source: RefSeq, a predicted model, not a curated record
AUGGCAGCACCACCACCAGCCGCACCACCAGCACCACCACCCAGCGCACCUCCAGCACCACCACCCAAGGACACGGCCGAGACAGGCGAGACCAAGACCGCCGUGGAAACAACCACCACGCUCCCCGCGGCAGCCGACCGCGCGGCAUCCGACCCCGGCAAGCCUGGGAGCGCGCCUACCACAAAGCCUACACGCGCCUCCCGCCCGCGCCUCUCGGCGCGCUGGUCAAAGUCGGCCGACAAGGCCGGCGUGACGCUGAAGUCGCGCCGCGCCAACCUGCGCGCCGAGCUGCUGUCGCACGGCUACUCUGUCGCCAACGCUACGCACGUGCCGCUGUACAUCUCGCUCAACCAGGUCGGGCCGCUCAUGUACGAGGCUGUCUCGCCAAACGGCGUGUUUGAGCGGCGCGCGCCGGCACUGUUCUUUUUUCUCGAGGUGCGCGCGUCUGGCGACGCGUACACGCCGUGGUCGGUCGCGUGGCCCAUCCUGGCCGUCACGGGUCCUGUCGUUGCGAUCACUUCCAUCGCGGCUAUCCCUAUCGCCGCCGCGGUGACUGGCAGCGCGACGCUCGCCGGGAUCAGCGCGUCGGUCUACUCCGGCCUCGCGACCGCGUCGGCGUCCGUCGCCGCCGCGGGUACAUCGGUCGCCGCGGCGGGGACAAAGGUCGCAAGCACCGCGGCGCGUCUCUCCCUCUUGCCUGGCGGCAAAAAGCUCCACGGAAAGCUCGUCGACGCGGCCAAGGCGCACGUCGGGAGUUUGCAAGAGUCGGGAACACAGCGUGUGCUGCAGUACGUCACCGCGGCCGUCGCGGCCGUCACGGGCGCAAAGGCCGACGAGCACGCGCCCGGGGCUGUACCAAAGCUCGCAGAGAUCGAUGUCACUGGCUACCCGCUCGACAAGGUGCUGGCGUGCAAGACCGGCAAGCGCAAGCUCGACGCCGAGCUCGACGCCGCGUUCAAAAAGCUCGACUUCAGGUCGCGCGAUUUCCAGCCAAAGACCAACCCCGUGCUGCGCGUCGUCGGCGGGCCCGAGCUGGAAGAGCGCGGCGACAAGUACCUGCUCGUGUUCUACCCCCUGCGUCUCGAGCACAUUGUAGACCUGCAUGCCGAACCGCUCCCGCAAGAGGACACGCCGCCGACGGCUGAAGAGGCGCGGUUGGCUAAAGACGCCAAACUGGUCGACUCGUGGGAGGAGGCGUCGAUACACAGCGAGGACGCGCCGGCGCACCUCGGGCACGACGAGGACCCGAAGAAGCGCUCGUGGCUCAACGCGUGGCGGAGAAAGUCUACGCCGCAGCCAGAGCCGGCGCAGGCUCAGGCGCAGGCGCAGCCGGCGCAGCAGCAGACGACGGCCCCGAAGUGA